This is a messenger RNA of Australozyma saopauloensis, 3066 nucleotides long. RefSeq lists its product as uncharacterized. Gene Ontology annotation, cellular component: fungal-type cell wall. NCBI's taxonomy places the organism in Eukaryota, Fungi, Ascomycota, Pichiomycetes, Serinales, Metschnikowiaceae. Gene Ontology annotation, molecular function: carbohydrate binding; alpha,alpha-trehalase activity. The record is from RefSeq and is a predicted model, not a curated record. The transcript has a single exon. Gene Ontology annotation, biological process: trehalose catabolic process. Bases 1 to 3066 code for a protein of 1021 amino acids.
AUGAUUUUAUUACCCGUUCUCUUUCUUUCAACUGUAGCAGCAGGAUUCACAUCAACGGAACACUACAAUAAGCUUCUUAAUACCCACGAUAAUCGGCAUAUAUUCGCACAAUUACAAUAUUCAGAGAAAGCCUUCUUCGAUGCUGAAUCGAACAUCGUUGGCACUCUAAAUUUUGUCAAGCAUCAUCAAUUCCAGAGCCAGCCAUACGUUGCAAAUGGUUACAUAGGAGCUCGGAUCCCCAAUCUAGGUCAUGGUUUCGCCUAUGAUCUGCUGUCAAAUACUACUCAAUCAAGUCCAGAAGACCUUAAUAAUGGGUGGCCGCUAUUCAAUCGCAGGUACUCUGGGGCUUUUGUUGCAGGCUUCUACAAUUUGCAACAAGAAACCAAAGGCAGCAAUUUUCCGUGGCUUUCUCAAUAUGGUCUCGACAGUACAAUUUCAUCCAUUCCUCAGUGGACAACUUUGAGUAUCAAAUCCGCUGAUGAUCAUGAGUUGGACCCUGCCUUGCCUUCUGAGGCAUGGGGCAAAGUUUCAAACUAUUCACAAACACUUUCUUUUGAGGAUGGCAUUGUUUCUACACUGUAUGUAUGGAUGGACAGUCUUCAUCUCAGAUACAAUGUGAGUGCAAACAAAGAGCACAUCAACGUGGGAACUGUGACAUUGGAGAUUUUCAAUCCAAGCGAAGAGGCAACAUACAUGACCAUAACUGAUGUAUUGGACUUCGAAACCUCCCAUGACUGUAAGCUUCAUUCCCUCGGAUCUGUAAAAGACGGAAUAUUCAUAAUGUUUUCGCCCGUGAAUGUUAAGAAUGUGUAUGGAGCUAUUUCAUCAAGGCUUUCCACCCUGGCCAACCACACAUCUGACACUGAAUCUGACUCUGCAUCUUUUAUGAAAAUUAAAAACAAUUUGAGAGUCGAUAUUGGGCCAAAGGAAUCCAUUUUAGUGCGCAAAACCGUCGGAAUUGUGACUUCAGACCUUGACCCAUUGAAAUACACCCUGGCAAACUCAGUGUUGGGUGCAGCAACACAAGCUGCCACAAAGCAUACGCAUGAAAACCUUGUCACAAGCAACAAGAAAAGAUGGGAUUUUAAUCUCGGGCGCUCAUUGAAAGUACACUUUCCCGAUGAUGCACUCUUGACCCUUGCCGCCAGAUCAUCCCUAUACCACCUACAUUCGAACACACGCCACGAUGCAGAAGGUCUUACUUCUGCGUUAGGUGUUUCCGGCUUAUCUUCUGAUUCAUACGGAGGACAGGUGUUUUGGGAUACUGACCUUUGGAUGCUGCUGGGAAUUCUUCCCUUUGAUCCUCAAAUCUCCAAAUCUCUACUCAACUACAGAUUGCACACCCAUCAACAAGCUAUAGCAAAUAUUCAAAGUCCUUCCAACCCUUUUUCAUUGUCGCAUGGAGCUAUUUAUCCCUGGACAAGUGGACGUUAUGGGAAUUGUACAGCAACAGGUCCAUGCUUCGAUUAUGAGUAUCAUGUCAAUACUGCAAUUGCUCAUUCAGCGUUCAACUUGUAUUUAUCCGGGGCAGUUGAUGAGAAAUAUUUGAGGGACGAAAUCUUUCCUUUAGUCAAUGAUGCUGCACAAUUCUAUUCAACUUACGUCGUGUUCAAUGACACGCUUGGGAAAUAUACCAGUCAUAAUUUGACAGACCCAGAUGAAUUUGCAAAUCAUAUUGACAAUGGAGCAUACACAAAUGUUGCCAUUUCGAAUACAAUCGAGUGGGCUGCGAUAAUCGCUGAGCAUUUGGACAUGGAGGUCCCACCUAUCUAUCGGCACAUCCCGGGCAAUAUGCAUAUCCCGACCUCACCAGAUGAUGAUCGUGUAAUCCUUGAGUACUCUGGAAUGCCUGCGUCUGUAGCUGUAAAGCAAGCAGAUGUCGUCAUGAUGACAUAUCCACUUAACUAUGAUUACGACUCAGAAGCUCAAGCACAAGCCAAUCUCGACUACUAUGCUAUGGAACAGGUGAGCACAGGACCAGCAAUGACUUUUCCAAUCUUUUCAAUUGUUGCUUCCGAAACUCUUGAUAGUGGGUGUUCGUCGGAGUCAUUUUUGAUGAAGUCGGUGCAACCGUACCUUCGCGGACCAUUUGCUCAAUUUCUGGAACAAAGCAACGACAAUUUCGAGUCUAAUGGGGGCACAAAUCCAGCCUUCCCAUUUUUGACAGCCAACGGAGGUUUUCUACAGGCUAUUCUUCGAGGACUUCUCGGCAUGAGGUAUGGCCAUGAAAGCGUAAACGGAAAACUCCGCCGGUUUUUGCAAUUCAAAGCACAUGAGUUGUCAAGUAUACCCAAAGGUGUUUUUAUACCAGAGAUUGUCUACAUGAAUCAAACUCUAGCUUUGAAUCUUUCAUCUAAAGCAUUGACGAUAACGAACACAGGGUCAAUUGAUGAUUCUAAUGAUUCGCUGGGGAUCAUAGAUUUAAAGGUGUUCACCGGACCUAAUGAGUUUGUAAAAACUAACUUGAAACCGCAUGAAACAAAAAAAUUCGAACUACUCUCACGAAAGAAGGCAAGAGUUCAUAGCUUGACGGAGUGUGGAUGCGCUGCGUUCACCAAUAUCAAUGCCGGAAAAGCUGGCGAUGUCACACUCCUGAUGCAUGAUGGCAGCAACAGCACAAGAUGGAAGGCCGGUCAAAGUUCAACGUCUAAGAUUUUGAUUGAUUUGAAGCAGAAGAAGAAAGUGAAGGCAGGACUCAUCAAUUGGGGAUCCUUGCCCCCGAAGACAUUGAAGAUUCACAGCGAGAAGGCCAAAACAGAUGUGACAUAUUCGAAGUUUAACAACAGUCUUGAUCUUUUGGCGGAAGUUUCAUUUGGCUCGAAUUCAGGGAACAAGUCUUGGAAACAAGGAGAUAUGUUCAAUAAGAUUUUGGAAAAAUCCGUUGAGAUCAACGCACCUUACAAUGAAACAGAGUAUCUACAGAUUAAGCCUGUCAACAGGCACAAUACCACGGAGUUUGUGCUUCCGUCAGAUACCGCUACCCGCUUUCUCAUCGUUGAAAUAAACGGUUUGCACGACGAGAAUGUUGAGGGGGGUGCCGAGAUCUACUCAAUUGAUUUGUUCUAG